Cladocopium goreaui is the source of this 2322-nucleotide messenger RNA. The record is from the annotation of a GenBank genome assembly. Lineage: Eukaryota; Dinophyceae; Suessiales; Symbiodiniaceae.
AGGACCUCAGAGAGCUCUUGCUGUGCCUUCAGGAGUUCGAGCUUCCCAUUGCCACCUGGCCGCCGGGAAGUGCCGAAGAACUGCUGCAGGAGCUCAGCAUUGGCUCCGCCCUCUCCCUGCGGCAAGGUCCCGAGACUCAACUGAUUUCCAUCGCACAUGAGUUGUGCCUGGAUAUUCGCCAGGACUCUGGAGCUUCGGAGCUGUGUUUGCUGGAACUGCACAGCCUUGAUGCCAGCGCGGAUGGACGAGUGCCGCUUGGAUUUUUCACUUCGGAAGCGCUCGUUGUUGUCCUGGCUGCAGCGGCUGCAUGAAGCGCUGGAGGCCCUGCAAUUGUCGGAGCUGGUGGAGGAUGAGGACGCAGCUGGCGGUGCAUGGUCUGAACAUGGCCAGAGAACUUCGCGGUGCCGGAGUCCUCUCUCGAGUUCAGGUGGCAGCGACCUGACAUGGCAACAUUCCCCCUCCUUCCCGGGUCUUUGGCUGCUUGGCACGGUGGAAAUGAUGCUGGAAACGAUGCCGGACUUGGACCCGUCACCACCGUUGGACCUUGCGCCUCGCGGCGCUCGCGGCGCCCGCCGCCACCGGCGGCGCCUUCACCACACGGCAGCGGCGCUGGGCCUGGCUGGCGCCCGAGGAGAGCUGCGCGCUGCGGAAGCGGCAGCAGCAGAUGGGCGUGGGACAGGUGAGAUACGAGGCCGGAGAUCUGGGGACCUCUGCAAAGUAUCAGAGGAGGGGCAAACUUUGCUCCACGCCGCCUGUGUGAGUCGGCAUGCGGCUCGACUGCUGCGACUCGUUUCAGAUCUUCUUCCAUAUGUGCAGGUGAGUCGCUGGAGUUUGAGUGACUUUUUGCCCCUGGAGCUGCCGAAAGUGCCCAAGGUCUUUAAUGCAGGGCCCGAUGGCAUGCCACACUUGCCAGACGCGGACACUUUGCUGGAGAAGUAUCAGGACGUGAAGCAGGACCUGAACUUCGCGGGGGGCAAAGGUUUCGCAGAGCAUUUGGCGAGUGUUGAGUUGGACGUACAGAGCAGCAGCGUCGACAGCUUCAGCGAUCACCUGGCGAAGGUGCAGAGUCAGAGUCGGCAGCACAUCGCGGAGCUGACAGCCAAGUAUGACGCCAAACUGCAGGAGCAGGAGAAGAACAAUCAGGUCUUGGUGCGCAGCAACGCUCACUUGGCCCGGGAGAUUCUGACGGCCCGGCAGCAGAGCGAGGAGAUGCAGAAGCAGGUCUCAAAGCAGCAGGCGCUGGUGCGCUUCCGGCGCCAGGAGAUCCAGGCGCUGCAGCAGCAGAUGGCCCGAGGUGAGAAAUUCCUGCAGCAGGAGGACAAGGACCCUCUGAAGGAAGCGCAAGAGGCAGAGGAUGCCACCGAAGAGGUCGAUGGAAUCUCCUUCCUGGAAGUGUCUCGCGUGCGCCGCCCAGCUGUGUUGGACGCCAAGACCUUCCUCGGCCGCGGCGCCACCGUGGCCAAGUUGGACGUCACCCAGGGCCUCGACGAGGACGCUGAGGCGACGCCGGCAGCGCUGGAGGCGGUGGCGCAGCCGGAGAAGUCGCUGGAGGAAGUGGUGCAGCCGAACAAGGAGGACAAUCAGAUCAUCAAUCUGCUGACGGAGGACUUGAAGAAGUUGCACAAGGCAGAGACCGAGAUCAAGAGCAACUUAAAGAAGAUGUUCCACCAGAGCCUGGAAGCAGGCAAGGAACGUCAUCAGGCGUUGGUGCAAGAGAAGGAAGUCCUCACCAAGGAGUUGGAAAGCACGCAGGCGUCGCUGAAGGCGCUGACGGGCAAGUCCCAGAAGCUGCAAAGUGCGGUGAAAGAACUGGAGCUGAGCUUGAAGAAAGGUGGCGCUUUCUUCCGCGACAUGCAGAAAGUCUCGGUAGCUCCUGUGAAGAAGGUGCCUGCUCUGCUGAAGAAAGUCCUGUCCCACUUCCGGGAACCUCCCAAGCCCCUGGCCCAGGAUCACCAGGGCCGCACGCCCCUGUGGCUGGCCGCCAGCCGGGCAGAUCGCAAGGCGGUGCAGCAGUUGCUGCAUUUCCGCAGUGACCCGGAGGCCACCGAUCGCCGCGGCGUCUCUGUCUUGGCGGCGGCGGUGGAGACGCGGAGAGAGCAGACCCUCGGCACAGUGAAAGAGCUGCUGGAGGGUGGGGCCAUGCCCAUGGAGGUGUUGAAGAAGCUGGAUAAGGAGGAGCGGAGUGACGUGCUCUCCAAGGGCAUCCUGAAGGUCUUGGUGAAGUCGGCCCUGCCGGGGAAGCCCAAAAAUGAUGGGCUUACGGCUGAAGCUGGGAGAAUUGGGUGGUUUAAUCUGACUAAACAAAUUGCAGUCGGAGAGUGA